CAAACCAUAAAUCUCCAUUAUCGGCCUUGCUGCUUCUUGCUUCCCCGCCAACCUUCCAUUUUGCUCAAGUCAAAGAGGUCAUCGAACAAGCUUAACCGGAUAGCUAUUCUAGAUAUAGCUUUGGUCAUUCCAAAAUCUUCUUCGCCCAGAACGGAAACUUCGGAUGAAAGUUCUUACACAACUCCAGCAGAAUUCGGCCAGCGUUUAUGGCCUGAUUUUUGCUGCUGCAUCGACACACGGGUUGUUUUCAUCGACCCUACAAUCGGCAAGGAUUUGGCCGAAUCCUUCGUCGAGAUUGCUGGUCAAGCUCGGGCCAGCGCAGAUGCAACAGUGCAAGCUAUUGAAAGCAGCCCCGACAACAGAAUUACACAGCCCUUACCCUUACUUACUCCCAACGAUCAACAAGCAUCCCAUUCAAACUACUCCGUGCUUGUAGUUGCACCUUUGACCACCUCCACAUUGGCCAGAAACUUCUUCCCACAGCCGUUGCAUUGGCACUGGAGCCGCCCAACACGGACCAUAAAUGCGCAUUUAGAAGAUUGGGAGCAGCGCUGGCAGCAAACCUCGUCUUUUCUUUCCGCUACCAUGGACUUCUCUCCCAAUCAAGGACCAUAUGAAAUUAGACAUGUCUUUGCGCCGGUUCCCAAUGGCAAGACCGUCGUUGUUAAGGUCCAAUUGGGGUGCAAUUUGAAUUUGCGGAAAUCUCUGAUUCUUUAG
Molecule: messenger RNA, 717 nt
Organism: Penicillium soppii
Lineage: Eukaryota; Fungi; Ascomycota; Eurotiomycetes; Eurotiales; Aspergillaceae
Exons: 4
Source: RefSeq, a predicted model, not a curated record